AUGACCCUAUUCGAGGUCAAAGUUAUUUCCGCUCGUGGCUUAUCGCUCAAAGGACAUAACAAAUUGGAAGCAUUCGUAAAUUUGACAAUUAACGGUAAAGGAAACUGGAAAAGUAAAGUACAAACAGAUAUUAUCAGGACAAUAACUGACUGUAAAUGGGAUCAGCGAUGUGAAUUUGCAUUAAAUGAUUUGGAUUCGGCGUUAACAGUAACUGUUAAUCAUCGUACCGUAUUGGGUACAACUGAUUGUAUUGGUGGAAUUGAAUUACCGUUACAUUCAUUGGUACACGUACGUAUGCCAACGUGGUAUCGCUUAUAUAAGAAAGGUAAAUAUGACAAUAAUGGACAACAAACGAAAUAUCGCGGUGAAAUAUGCCUGAAAUUUGAAUUUUCCAAUAAAGUUUGUACGACAAAAAGCAAAAAUUUGUCAGCUUCAUCACUUUCAAUUGGAACUUUGCAUGGUCCCAAUAAACUUGGUGAUACAUUAAAGCGUAAGAUACGAUUUGGAAAAAAAAAGACUAAUGGUGCGUCGGAUACCACUUCACUAAUAAGCCUUCCACAGUACAGUCAACAUCGUUCUUCGCUCUGUGAAGUUUGUCCAACGAUUCCAAAACCAAAUCGUAUUUCAACAAUCGAUUUAAAUCGUGAUGGACUAAUAACACCACCAGCUGCUGCACAAACUAUCAGAAAUUAUGCAACGCCAUCGUAUAACUAUAGAAAUAAUGGAAUUGAUGGUGCAUUAUAUGAUUCACAACGUACGUCAAUAUCAUCGAAUCGAAAUUCUUUGAAUUCAUCUCCAAUACCAACAGCUGGAGAAAUUGAUGGUUCCGAAUCACCAGCAAUAGUUCCACGUCCGCAUAGUGCAACUUCAUCCGGUUUUGGUUCUGCACAAUUAACUGUUAUCAAUAGUUCCGAUUUAGCUUCGAUUUCUCAUUGUUCAUCACGUGAGGAAUUAUUAAAGAACAUCAAUGAUUUACGAAAUGAAUUAGCACGUAAGGAUGCAAAAAUCAACGAUUUACAAGAUUAUAUUGGGAAAUUACUAGCAAGAAUUAUGGAGAAAAAUCCGGAAAUGUUGGAAGUUAAACAGUCACGCGGUUUUUUUUCAAGACAUUAG
This is a messenger RNA of Cercopithifilaria johnstoni, 1113 nucleotides long. The record is from the annotation of a GenBank genome assembly. Lineage: Eukaryota; Metazoa; Nematoda; Chromadorea; Rhabditida; Onchocercidae.